AUGGUCAGUGUAGAUCCACUAGCCUCUGAACGUUGGAGAAGUAUUCGGAGACUCACAGACCGGGAUUCAGCAUACAAGGUUCCAUGGUUCACUCCUGGACCGGAGAAUUUUGAGUCACUACAAAACUCAAAAGUUCUAGUUAUUGGAGCCGGUGGACUGGGUUGUGAACUUCUCAAAAACUUAGCCCUGAGUGGAUUCCGUACAAUCGACGUGAUUGAUAUGGAUACCAUUGACGUUUCAAAUUUGAAUCGACAAUUUUUGUUCAGAGAAUCGGAUGUCGGAAAAUCAAAAGCCGAGGUAGCAGCUGCUUUUGUUCAGCAAAGAGUUAGCGGAUGUAAUGUAACUCCCCAUAACUGUCGAAUAGAAGAUAAGGGACCGGAUUUUUACAGACGAUUUUCAAUGAUUAUUUGUGGAUUAGAUUCAAUUCCUGCUCGACGUUGGAUCAAUGGAAUGCUGUGCGAUUUGGUUUUGGAAAAUCCCGACGGGACACCUGAUUUCAGUACUAUUAUCCCUAUGAUUGAUGGUGGAACAGAAGGAUUCAAAGGAAAUGCUCGUGUUAUCUACCCAAAGAUGUCGGCGUGUAUAGAUUGUACCAUUGACUUGUAUCCACCACAAGUGAACUUCCCAUUGUGUACAAUCGCUCACACUCCACGUGCCUCACUUGAUGCUGAUGAUCCUUCGCAUGUUGAUUGGGUUCUCGAAAGAGCUCUUCAUCGUGCCGAAAAGUAUAAUAUUCGAGGAGUUGAUCGCCGUCUUACUUCUGGAGUUCUCAAACGAAUCAUUCCAGCUGUUGCAUCGACUAAUGCAGUUAUUGCUGCAUCUUGUGCUCUCGAAGCUCUCAAAUUGGCUACCAAUAUCGCUAAGCCAAUCGACAAUUAUCUCAAUUUCACUCAAAUUCACGGAGCGUACACCAGCGUUGUUUCAAUGAGUAAAGAUGAAAAUUGUCAUGUUUGCAACGGUGGACGUCUUCCAAUCGAAGUCUCCUCAACUUAUACUCUCGAAUCGCUGAUCAAUCGACUUGUGGACCGAUACCAUCUCAAAAACCCUACACUCGAAACAGCCCAUAGAAAGCUGUAUUGUAUCAGCCUUCUUCUGCCACAACUAGAAGAGGAAAGCAAAACAAACUUAAAUUUAUUUUUAAAAGAUAUGGUAACCGACGGUGAUGAAAUUCUGGUAUCUGACGAAGUUCUGGCUCGUGCAAUCACAUUGCGCAUUCAAUUUGUUUAA
Molecule: messenger RNA, 1227 nt
Organism: Caenorhabditis remanei
Lineage: Eukaryota; Metazoa; Nematoda; Chromadorea; Rhabditida; Rhabditidae
Exons: 11
Coding region: 1-1227 (408 amino acids)
Biological process (GO): protein neddylation
Cellular component (GO): cytoplasm; nucleus
Molecular function (GO): NEDD8 activating enzyme activity
Source: RefSeq, a predicted model, not a curated record